AUGCUCAGGAUCUGGCCGCUCAUCGUCAUUCCGGUCCUUGGCUUGCUCCUGCUGGCUCUGGUGGUCUGGAUAUUCAAACUACUGUGGGAUCGCUAUUGGGCCCGGGCGGCUUCCAUCAAGAGCAGCUCGUCCGAGCUGGGCGGGCUCCCGGCUGCAGCAAAGGAGCCUCCUCUGGCACAAGCCUGGGCUGUUCCGGGGAGGCUUUCGAUCUCGCACUCGAUUCCACACUCGAUCUCGCACUCUAUUCCACACUCGAUUCCAUACUCGAUUCCGCUGUCUCCGGUCGCCAGUCACCACUCCAUCAUCAUCAAGCCGAUCGGGACCUGGGAAGCCUGUCCGUCCCAGAGCGCAUAUUCCACCACUCAGCUGCCCUUCCAUGGGCUUUCCACCCCGAUCCGCCCGCCAGCCCGCAGCUUUGCGUCGAACCCAUUCCAUGACACUUUCUCCCCGGCUACUGGGCAGCCAUUGGGGCCAACGAUCGAGCCCCGCUCGGCCAGCCGAAAGUAUGCGCUCGAGGCCCUGCGGUCGCCGGCAGUCACCCUGAAUUCAAACAAGUCGUAUGCCUAUCGCACGCCUCCACCGAGCCGCCCGCUUCCGGCCCUCCCGGCCUUCCUGCACGACACAAUCGAGAGAAGAGGAGACUGCCGCGAGCCCGAUCCGGACCCGGUGCCUGAUCGUGGGCCUGCACUGGACAUGGGCCCGUACCAUGAAUAUGAGGCAGAGGAAUGCGACGAUCAAGCGGAAUGCGAUGACCAAGUGGAAUGCGAUGACCAAGUGGAAUGCGACGAUCAAGCGGAAUGCGACGACCAGACAGAAUGCGACCAGCACUCGUUCGAUCACCACUUCCAGCCUGGCUACCAACAAGGCUUGCAGCAGCAGGAACAACCCCAGUACGGAUCGCUGCCGCGCCAGGUCACCUUUGAGAACCAAAACGUGCAGCUGUGUGCAGGUCUCUCGGGGCUGUCGCAGACAUCAUCGGCGCUGUACCGGGUCAUCCAAGAGUACCACCCCUCCGGCGACGACGUCGACGAGCGCUUCCAUAUCCAUCUCCACAAGGGCGAGGCCGUGCGCAUCCAGCAGGACUCUGGAUCCGCGACGGGAGGCAGGGCACUCUUCUAUGGACUCAACUUGAACUCCAAGACGGCUGGCUUCUUUCCAGCCCACUGCGUGCGCAAGACAUCGUGAUGCGAUGGGCAAGACUUGCGCAGACCGAGCCCAGACACUCAGCGG
This is a messenger RNA of Polychytrium aggregatum, 1230 nucleotides long. RefSeq lists its product as uncharacterized. The transcript has 2 exons. The coding region runs from base 1 to 1185 and encodes 394 amino acids. The record is from RefSeq and is a predicted model, not a curated record. NCBI's taxonomy places the organism in Eukaryota, Fungi, Chytridiomycota, Chytridiomycetes, Polychytriales. Gene Ontology annotation, molecular function: protein binding.